Danaus chrysippus (African queen) is the source of this 789-nucleotide messenger RNA. Lineage: Eukaryota; Metazoa; Arthropoda; Insecta; Lepidoptera; Nymphalidae. The record is from the annotation of a GenBank genome assembly.
AUGUCGUCUGUGCAUUCUGAUGAUGAUCAAGAAGAGAUAAAUGUUGAUUCUGAUAGUAGACUGUCAGCUCAAUAUGAGAGAAGCAUUGCUUCUGAUAGAGAUUCCAUACAUAGUUACAACGAGAGAUACAGAGAAUCACCACACGAUCAUCUCACUGAUACCCAGCAGAGGGUAAACUUACCUUUCAGUAUAUCACGCUUGUUGGGUAAACAGUUUGAAGAUAUUGAUAAGAGGAAUUCAGCGGAGAGUGAUGAUAGAAGCGAUCAAGAUACUGAGUCUGAAGGGGCUAAAGAUGAUUCUAAAGAAGCUGGUCUAGCGUUGAACUUUAGCCAUAACCCGGGAUUGUAUCCUAACUCAAGUCUUUUGCUAAGGCCGGGAUUGAAUCUAGGGGCUGGUUAUGGAUUCCCGGGUAAUCCCGGAGUUGUUAGAGUGCCAGCACAUAGAGCGUUAGGGGCUUUGGGAGCGUGGGGCGUAGCCCUAGAUCCAAUGAGACAAGCGGCUGCUGCGGCCUUCGCCCAUCAAGUUGUGAAAGAUAGAUUAAACGCAUCAUUUCCAAUAACGAGAAGAAUCGGUCACCCGUAUCAGAACAGAACGCCUCCUAAGAGAAAGAAACCUAGAACAUCAUUCACACGUAUGCAGAUAGCUGAACUGGAGAAGAGAUUCCACAAACAGAAGUACCUCGCAUCCGCUGAAAGAGCUUCACUAGCUAAAACAUUGAAGAUGACGGACGCCCAAGUUAAAACGUGGUUCCAGAAUCGAAGAACGAAAUGGAGGUAUGUUAUGAUAUAG